Molecule: messenger RNA, 4197 nt
Organism: Condylostylus longicornis
Lineage: Eukaryota; Metazoa; Arthropoda; Insecta; Diptera; Dolichopodidae
Gene: Lap1
Exons: 4
Coding region: 295-4050 (1251 amino acids)
Biological process (GO): neurotransmitter receptor transport postsynaptic membrane to endosome; neurotransmitter receptor transport, endosome to postsynaptic membrane
Cellular component (GO): adherens junction; postsynaptic density; postsynaptic membrane
Molecular function (GO): protein binding
Source: RefSeq, a predicted model, not a curated record
UAAAAAAAAACCGACUUUAAUUAAAAAUAAAAUUACAACUAAAUAAUAAUUAAUUAUACGUAAAAUAGAAAUCAUAUUUAUUUAAUAAUAUAAUAAAAUAAAUUAGAAAGAAUAAUUAUAAAUCUCGUAUUAAAAAAAGAAUUUUUUUUUAAGAAAAUAGCGAACAAAAAUAUAAAUAUUAAAAUUUAAAAAAAGUAAAUAAGUAGGGAGAAAAAAAAAAUAUUUAGCAUAGAUUUGAAAUCUUAAUUUUAUUUUCAUUUGUUUGUUUUUUUUUCAAUACGACAUACAAGAAAAAUGUCAUUUUGGAAUUGCUUUUCUUGUUUACGUUUUCCAAAUGAUGAUAUUAUAAGACAAUUAGAUUAUACUAGUUUAUCAUUACAAGAAUUACCACAAGAAUUAUGGCAAUAUGAUAAAACAUUAGAAAUAUUAAUAUUAUCAUCUAAUCAUUUAAACGAAUUACCUCAAAAUUUAUUAAAUAAUUUUCAUUUAUUGAAAAUAUUAAAAUUUAACGACAAUGAAUUAGAUAAUAUACCAAAUAAUAUCGGUAUAUUACGUCAAUUAAAACAAUUAGAUUUAUCAAGAAAUUCAAUAAAAUUAAUACCAGAUACAAUAAAAUUAUUAAAAAAUUUAACACAUUUAGAUUUAAGUUUAAACAAUAUACAACAUUUACCAGAUGCCAUAACAAAUUUAUCACAAUUAGAAGAAUUAUUAUUAAAUGAAACAUAUUUAGAAUUUUUGCCAACAAAUAUUGGUCGUUUAAUUAAUUUAAAAAUAUUAGAAUUACGUUCAAAUAAUUUAAUAACAUUACCAAAAUCAAUUGAAUUAUUAACAUCAUUAAAUAGAUUAGAUAUCGGCGCAAAUGAGUUUACUGAACUUCCACAGGUAAUCGGUAGUUUAAAUCAAUUAAGAGAACUUUGGAUUGAUUUUAAUAAAAUUACACAUAUACCAGUUAAUAUAUCACAUUUAUGUGAAUUAAUACAUUUUGAAGCGAAUAGCAAUCAAUUAAUUUCAUUACCGAAUGAAAUAAGUAAUUGGAAAAACUUGCAAGUAAUGUCAUUGUCAACAAAUGAGCUUAAGGAUUUACCAUUUUCAAUUGGAAUGUUAAAACAGCUAAUAACACUUAAAUGUGAUAAUAAUCAAUUAAAAUAUAUACCAGAUUCAAUAUGUAAUCUAAUAAAUAUUGAAGAACUAAUAUUAAAUAAUAAUUCAAUAAUGCGUUUACCAAAUACAAUUGGAAUGUUAAAAAAAUUAAAAUUUCUACAAUUAGAUGAAAAUAUAUUAAGACGUUUACCUAAUGAAUUAUCUAAUUGCCAAAAUUUAACAGUAUUAUCAGUGCAUAGCAACAAUUUAAAUGAACUUCCAGAAAAUAUUGGUCUUUUAAUUAAUUUAAGGGUUAUAAAUAUUAUUAAUAAUGUGAUACAAUAUUUACCAGUAUCAAUAUUAAAUUUACAAAAUUUACAUGCACUGUGGUUAUAUGAAAAUCAAACACAACCAUUAAUACCAUUACAAUAUUAUGAUUCAAAUCAAUUAUAUUUAACAUGUUGUUUAUUACCUCAACAACAACAACAACAAAUAAAUGAUGAAAGAAAAGUUCCAUUAUAUGUGCUAGAUAAUGAGGGUAAUUACGAUCAAAAUGAUAAUCAGCAAAGUGAUGAAGAUAAUAAUAUGAACAUAUCAGAACAUAAAAAUCAAAAUGAUGGAAAUCAAUAUGACCAAGAACAACAACAGCAGCAAUUAUUGUUGAUUGACACUCAAAAUAAAUUAAACUACAAUGAUAAGCCACAGCCACAGUGGUUAAAUUUUGUACGAAAGCCACAGCAAUGUAUUAUGAAUAGAAAUAAUUAUCACAAUUCACGAGAACAUCAAAAUAAUACAGUAACAAGUCCAUUGAAAAAAAUUUGUUUUGCUGAUGAAAAUAAUAGCAUUAAAAGCAAUACAAAAAGUGACGAUAAAAUCGACGUUAAAAACAAAAAUACUAAAAUAAAUACAUCUUGUGGAAUAAAAUCAAAAGCAAAUACAACAACAACCGCUGGAACAACAACAAUAAACACUGGAACAGACGUAUCAUCUAUUACAUCAAAAUUAAUGCGUUCUCCUACACCAUAUCCAAAAGAACUACGCAUAAUGGCAAAAUAUAUACGUAACCAAGUGCAAUAUCAACAACAAGCACAACAACAGCAACAUCAGCAACAAAAGCUACAGCAGAAUUUUAAACAAAAUAAUACAUCACAAGAUUUAGAAGAAAAUUUACCUUUAAAAUCGAAACAAUUAAUAACACAAAUUAGUGAUCAUCAAUCACUUAUCAAUGAUGACAUUAUUUUAAAUAAAAGUAGUUCUGAUUUAAAUACAAAUUUAUUGCAGAAUAAUGUAUCAAUUUUAAAUCAGAAUCAUCCUAAUAAUAGUAUUAUGGAACAGCAACAAUCGAUUAAUUGUCACCCGCCCUUACAAACACAGCAGCAACAACAACAAUUAAUAUAUGAAACUCCUCUAAGGCAAAAUAAACAGCAACAAAUUGCGCAGCCUCAGAUAUGUAACUCGUUCGAUAUUGUUGAUUAUUCGAAAAUCGACGAAAAUAAUAUAUAUGUUAAACAUCCACCAUCUAUAAUGUCAACACAACACCCAAUACAAUAUCAUCUGCAAUUAAGUAAUAAUAGUAUUCAUUUUCCGCAACAAGAUCAAAUGCAGUAUGAACAGCAACAAAAUUACAGUGGUAUUCAUUAUCAUCAUCAAAGUUAUAAUUUGGCAAAUAAUAUUCAAAAUAAUUCUGAUAAUAGUUCAUAUAUUGAAUAUCCCUCAACAAGUACUAGUAAUUAUAAAGAUAUUAGUCAUAUACGUUAUUUGACUUUAGUUGAUUCAUUAUCAUCAAAUUUAACGCCUUCGUCAACUGGAACAAUGCCACAAGCAUUACCAGCAACAGUUACAGCUCUAUCAACACCAAUUGAAUAUCAAAAACAUCAACAACGGAUACAACACCAACACCAGCAGCAACUUUAUCAUCAUUCUCAGAAUGAUACCCAACUUCAACAAAAUCAAUUAAAUAUACUGCCAAUAAAUUAUUUAAUACAAAAUAAUGAAAUACAACAACAGAAAUCAAUAAAUGAUUUUACCAGUCCACCACCGUAUUAUGUAGCAAAAAAUUAUACAAAAAAAUCCCAAGAAGAUUUAUUAAAUUACGACACUCUAAGAAAUAUUAAAUAUUCUCAACAAAAAUACCAGCAAGAAAAACAACAACUACAUCAACAAUUACAACAACAGUAUGAUCAGGUUAUUCCAAAUAGUGGAAAUGAUAAUGAAAAUGGUGAUUUCAAUUUAUUAAAAAAUAAUUUUGAUAAUAUAUCAGUUGGCAAAACUAGUAGUAAUAAUAAUGAAAAUAAUUUAAACGAUGAUAAAAAACAAAUGCAACAUAAUUUGAAUUAUUUGAAUAAUAAUAAUUUAAAAAAUAAUACCAUUAAUUUAAGUAAUUAUGAUAAUGAAGAGAAUAUUUGUAAUGCAUCGCAACCAAAACAAAAUAUUGAUUCAUUACAAUCAUUAUCGAAAUUAUCAAAUUCGAAUACCGAGGUUAUUAAUAAAGAUGAUAAUAAAAUUGAAGAAAUAAAUGAUCCACAAAAUAAUUGUAAAGAAAAUAAUUUUAAAUUAUCAUCAAAACAAUUAAUCAACAAUAAUACAAAUGAACUAGAAUAUAUAACAUCUGUAACAUUUAACGGUGAUGAUAAUAAUCAAGAGCAACAGCAGCAGCAACAACAGGAACAACAACAAUUAAAAAAGUUAAAUUCACAAAAAUGGUUAUUUGGAACACAUAAAAAUCCAACAGUGAAACAAGUUUUAGUUAAAAAAGAUCCCACAAUUGGUUUUGAAAUAAAAGAAAUUCAACAUCAAGGAAUUUUUGUUAACACAAUAAUUCCAAAUACUUCAGCAGAUAAUUUACUUAAAGUUGAUGAUAAGAUUUUAGAUGUUGAUGGUAAUGAUUUUACAAAAUUGGAUUUCAAUGAUGCUAACCAAAUUUUGAUUGAUUCUGGUCCCGUUUUAACUAUAAUGAUAUCUCGAAAAUAAUUUAGUUAUAAUAUAUAAUAAUUAGUAUGUAAUGUAACAAUUAAAGUAAACAAGAAAUAUUAAAAAGCUCAAUAUAUGAUAAUUCUAGUUUAAUAUAUUGUUAAAAAACUAUUAAUAAAAUUAAUUAAUAAACAAAAAAGUAUAUAA